UGCAGAGGCGGGUGUCAGGGUAGAAAACGAGCCAGCAAGGUCCUUAUGGUCCCAUCUAGAGACAUCAUGAGAUGCUUAGCUGUUCACAUUGUUUAUCUGCUGGUGCUGCAAGCUAAGCAUGUUUGCGGAGACUGUACCACAUGUAUUGCGACAGCCACUGGGCAAAGCUCUGACUCCUGGACUCCAACCUCUACCUCAACCAUGUCAAAUCUCAUCACUGUCAAUGAGUCCAUAACAUCCAGCAACACCACCAGCAUCAGCUUCAAAGCUACAACCAACCAAAACCAGCACAGCUCAUCUCAAACCCCAAACCCCACCACAGGAACCUCAGUGCACUAUCUGCUGACCUCCACUGGAACCCUGCCAUCCAGUGUUCCUCCAACUAUCACCACCAACACCACCAACACCACCAUUAACACCAUCAGUUCUUCUAAAAACAGUACCAUUUUGUUUCAGAAUCCUCUUCACAGCAGCACCACUUCCUAUUUCCUCAGUCGGGUUCUUGUCAGGUUCUUGCUCUGCCCUGUUCUCAUUUCAGCAACAGUGCCAUAAGGUUCCUCCACAAAGACAAGCUGAGGAAUCCUCUAUGUUUCUGGCUUUUUCUGGACUUUAUUCCUUAAAUACUUUACACAUUACUUUCAGAUUGUUCUAAAAGUUGAAAUACAACACAAAGCCAUGAGAAAGAAUUUUAGAUUGAAUAAAUACAACACUGUCAUGAAAGCCAGAACAGAGACCUACAUGUUAAGUGUCUGAGCACGAUGCGUGCUGUGUGUACGGUUCUUAGACCAGGGCUGGAGCAAUGAUAUGAACUUUUAGUUUUAUUUUACCUUUAUUCUCUGUAGGUUUUUUGUCUUUUAUACAAUUGCUAUAUCUUUAGACAUUUUUUUCUAUUUGUAUUUCUAGAUGUUGCAUGAUAUAAAUUUAUGACAUAUUUUCUACUUUAUUAGAAUUACUU
Ictalurus furcatus (blue catfish) is the source of this 955-nucleotide messenger RNA. RefSeq names its product integumentary mucin C.1-like. The coding region runs from base 46 to 552 and encodes 168 amino acids. The record is from RefSeq and is a predicted model, not a curated record. The transcript has 2 exons. Lineage: Eukaryota; Metazoa; Chordata; Actinopteri; Siluriformes; Ictaluridae.